Messenger RNA from Exophiala spinifera, 1209 nucleotides. RefSeq lists its product as uncharacterized. The coding region runs from base 1 to 1209 and encodes 402 amino acids. Lineage: Eukaryota; Fungi; Ascomycota; Eurotiomycetes; Chaetothyriales; Herpotrichiellaceae. The transcript has a single exon. The record is from RefSeq and is a predicted model, not a curated record.
AUGUUGUCUAGACGCUUCUUCUCAGACGAUGAAACCUUCAGCUACGAAGCCCUGCGAGCAGCAGGCUACAGCAACUAUGGCGGAGCAGACCUGGGCGAAGUCUUCAACAUUUGUGCACGGAUAAAGGCAGGCGAUGAACAAGGCUGGCUACGCGAGUGGAAAGGUGCUGCCGAGAGAGCAGAGCAGAAUGCCCAGAUUUCGGAAUCAAGCGGAAACAAGCAAAGUGCUUUUAUUGGAUACCUUCGAGCUUCCAACUAUUUUCGAACCGCUGAAUUCUUCCGACGCACCGACCCUUUCGAAGACAAAGAAUCUUCCGACCUGUUCAAUAAGUCACGUGACACGUUUUUAAAAGCGAUGCGUCUGAGUCCCUACGAGUGCCGGGAGGUCCAGAUACCAUACCAGGACACAACCUUGCCAGCCUACUUGAUGCUUCCACAAGGCAACCAGGCCAAGCUGAAAACCAUUGUGUUUAAUGGGGGGUACGAUUCCACAAAGGAAGAGUCGUGGUUUGCCAUCGCGGCCCCAGCACUUGAGAGAGGCUUCGCUGUCGUUGCCUUCGAUGGGCCUGGUCAAGGCUCAGCUCUCCGGGAACAACGUUUGACUUUCCGUCCGGACUGGGAGACAGUGCUUACUCCUGUCCUUGAUUUCGUUGUGAGGCGGCCCGAGGUGGACAAUGAACGCGUCGUUGUCUUUGGAUGGAGCAUGGGUGGCUACCUCGUAGCCAGGGGCGCAACGUCCGAACAUCGUGCAGCUGCCCUUAUUCUUGAUGAUGGGGUAUAUGACUUCGGCCUUGCCUUCAGAAAAGGCCUGCCGAGUUUCAUGCAGCGUCUUAUAGACUGGGGUUACGAUGGCAUAUUCGACGUCUUGGUGCAGAAAGCAAUGCCUUGGUCGUCUGGUCUUCGAUGGGGGGUGCUGAACGGACUGUGGACUUUUGGGUUGAAGUCUCCAGCAGACUUCCUUAGGGCAACAAAGAAUUACACACUUGAGGGCCGUUGCGACAAGAUCAGAACACCAUCUCUUAUCCUUGAUGCAUCUGAGGACCACUUCCUCCGAGGACAGCCGAGAUAUUUUGCAGAUCAUCUCACAAGCGAAAAUGAAUUGGUUACACUCGGCAAGCUUGAUGGUGGCGAGACCCAUUGCCAUCAGGGUGCAUUUGGUCGGGUUCAUCAAGUGAUAUUUGAUUAUUUGGCCAAGAGACUCAGUAGCUGA